Molecule: messenger RNA, 774 nt
Organism: Phodopus roborovskii (desert hamster)
Lineage: Eukaryota; Metazoa; Chordata; Mammalia; Rodentia; Cricetidae
Product: synaptonemal complex protein 3-like
Exons: 8
Coding region: 131-646 (171 amino acids)
Biological process (GO): meiotic cell cycle; spermatid development
Cellular component (GO): synaptonemal complex
Source: RefSeq, a predicted model, not a curated record
ACCCCUAGUUUAUAACUUUGAGGAUGAGGAGCAAGAAGAGCUCAGUGCUUCACAGAGGAGCUAUAUUCAAGAACUGAGUUCAGCAAGUGAUUCACAUGGGAAGAAAAGUCCUAUAGAACUGUUUGUUGAUAUGGGGGAAAAGGUAGAGGUAAUUCUUGGAAAACUUGGAGCUGACAUUAACCGUGCUCUUAAUGCUAAGAGACAAAGAAUGGAAACAAAUACCAGAGAGUCUUUUGAAGGAAUUGACCAGAAAAUGCAACAAGCUUGGAACUCACAUGAAGAUGCAGUGACAAAGCUUAAUGAAGACUCUGCUCAGUCAUUUAUGAAUCUGUUUGAGCAAUGGAAUUUGGAUUUUCAGAAAUUUCGAGAAAAACAUGAAAAGCUAAUGCAAGAUUUUCAACAUGAAGAAAAGAUUUUUCAACAAUGUAGACUUAUUCAGAACCAGAGACUGAGAACAAUUAGACAAGUACAUGAACAGUUCUUAAAGAAUCUGGAAGACUUGGAGAAGAAGAAUGAUAUGCUUUUUCUCGGUACCCAGAAUGAACUUAAAGAAGAAAUGAAUAAGCUGCGAAGAAAAAUUAUGAAAGAAUCUCAACAGCAAGAGAUGGUUAAUGUUCGACAGUCUCUUCAGUCCAUGCUGUUUUGAUGGGAAGAAUAUUUGAAGAAGGAACUUAAACCUAAGUGAUACAAUUCAAAUGCCAGCUUUCAGAUAAAUUCUAGUUUAAAUGGCAAGGUCUUUAGUAAUUAACUUGUUCACCUCGUUCUACUUUAUUU